GCGAUCCAGCCCAACUCUCUCUCUCUCUCUCUCUCUCUCUCUCUCUCUCUCUCUCUCUCUCUCUCUCUCUCUCUCUCUCUCUCUCUCUCUCUCUCUCUGUGUGUGUGUGUGUGUGUGCGAGCCUAUGUUUUCUUGAGACCGUGCUGAAAAAGAUGUGUUCAACCUGUCCACUGCUGUUCACCCCUUACACACUGUGGACUCAAUGUAUGAGAGUGCAGACUACACAAAUGUCAAACUAUCUUCUCCUGGAAAUUUGCACAAGUGCCUGCCUAUAUAGCCGUGCCCGAUCGUGCGGCCGCAGAUUUCCAACGAUCCUAGAAGAAACCACGUGGCAACAACACCCACUCCGUUUUGUCCUUCUGCGCACAAGACUAAAGACUAGUCCAUGAGCUUGCGGAAUAGUCCAUGAGCUUGCGGAAGAUUGAUGGGAUGACACUCUUGGCUAUCGGGCUUGGGCUUCUCUCCAAGAUGACAAUAUGAUGAUCACGAUGAUCGAUGAUCGCGACCUUGAUCGCGAUAACGAUAACGAUGACGAUGAUGAGGAUGAUGAGGAUGAUGAGGAUGAUGAGGAGGAGGAGGAGGAGGAUUGCUAUACUGAAGAUGAGGACAAGGAUUCAAAGACUACAGCAUUGGGGGAGAGGAAAUGGGACGCUGGAACUGGCUAUGGCCACGAAAUUUAUGGACAUGUGGAGGAUUUCCAUCAUCACGUCAUGGAUCUUUCACUAACGACGGGGGGAACUGACACUUCGGCGCAUCGCUCGAUGGGUAGCUAGCAGUAUAGGGAAACGGAAGUGGCGGAGGGCGGUUGGUGGUGUGGACGAGCGAUCGAGUUCCGUGUGGAAGAAGAAGGGUUCAUUCAGUGAACAAGGAGAUUAUGAACGAAGAAGAGCUAACCACCUACCCUACAAAUUACCACCAUAGACUUCGCACCUCUACAUCAUAAAGCAGAACCUUGUGAGCACGUGCAUCUGAGUUCAGUGGUGUUGUUGACCUUUCUCCUCAGUCCCACGCCGAUCACACUGUUCGUCUAAACUGCUCUCGGAUCACAGUAAAAGCAUGCUCGGAAG
Messenger RNA from Chara braunii, 1067 nucleotides. NCBI's taxonomy places the organism in Eukaryota, Viridiplantae, Streptophyta, Charophyceae, Charales, Characeae. The record is from the annotation of a GenBank genome assembly.